UCACCGGGUGACAGUGGAGGAGGGAGACACGAAGCUGCUCCCUGACUGCCGAGACCAAGCAGACAGAGGAGGUGCGAAACAACGUCGACAUCAGGAGACACGCAGUGCAUAUCCACCAUAAUGUAGAACUAAACCAGCAAGAACAGUCGUGCGCCACAUCUACUCAUUUACAUAAGCAGAUGUAUCGGGUGGAGUGGUGGAAUUAAAAGGCCUGUUUCUUUAUAGCGUGGUUAAAAUGAAGGAGCUGAAGGGCUGCGGUAUGCGCUGUUCAGUGGGCUUUCUGUCCCGCAGAGAGCUGACCGGACAGUCGCUCAUGAAGGAGGAGUUCCAGAGACGCAGGCUGGCCGGCUGCACCAGCCUCUACAAGAAAAAUUUGGAGGGCCAUUUUGGCUGCGUCAACGCCAUUGAGUUCUCCAACAACGGCGGAGAAUGGCUGGUGUCCGGUGGUGAUGACCGGCGUGUGCUUUUGUGGGAUAUGGAAAAAGCCAUCCACUCCCAUUCCAAGCCUGUGAAACUGAAGGGCGAGCACCUCUCCAACAUCUUCUGCCUCGCCUUUGACAGUACCAACACAAAAGUCUUCUCUGGUGGAAAUGAUGAACAGGUGAUUCUUCACGAUGUAGAGAGACGGGAGACUCUGAACGUGUUCCUGCAUAUAGAUGCUGUCUACAGCUUGUCUGUCAGCCCAGUCAACGACAACAUAUUUGCAAGCUCGUCGGACGAUGGCCGCGUUCUGAUCUGGGACACUCGUGAGCCGCCACAUGGAGAGCCGUUCUGCCUGGCUAGUUACCCUUCGGCAUUCCACAGCGUAAUGUUCAACCCUGUGGAGCCUCGAUUGCUAGCCACAGCCAACUCAAAGGAAGGUGUUGGAUUGUGGGACAUCCGCAAGCCACGCAGCUCUCUGCUCCGUUACGGUGGCAGCAUGUCCCUGCAGAGCGCCAUGAGUGUUCGCUUCAACAGCACGGGCACACAGCUUCUGGCUCUACGGCGCCGCCUGCCGCCCGUCCUCUAUGAGCUGCACUCCCGCCUGCCCAGCUUCCAGUUCGACAACCAGGGCUACUUUAACUCCUGCACCAUGAAGAGCUGCUGCUUCGCUGGGGACAAGGAUCAGUACAUCUUGUCUGGAUCAGAUGACUUCAAUUUGUACAUGUGGAAAAUCCCCAAUGACCCUGAAGCAGGAGGCCCUGGUCGAGUGGUAAACGGAGCCUUCAUGGUUCUAAAAGGUCACCGCUCCAUUGUGAACCAGGUUCGCUUUAACCCUCACUCUUACAUGAUCUGCUCCUCCGGUGUGGAGAAGGUCAUCAAGGUUUGGAGUCCAUACCUGCAGCCUGGCAGUGAAGGGGAUCUGGAGGGUCGGGUGGAGGACAAGUCCCGCAGCCUCUACAGCCAUGAGGAGUAUAUCAGCCUGGUUCUCAACAGUGGCAGCGGUCUAUCCCAUGAUUAUGUCAGUCAGUCUAUAGAGGAGGAUCCACGCAUGAUGGCUUUCUUUGACUCUUUGGUGCGUCGGGAGAUUGAGGGCUGGAGUUCAGACUCUGAUAGUGAUCUCAGCGAGGAAGCUAUCAUGCAGCUCCAUGCCCGUGGACGUCGCACCACACGGGCCACAUCAGCAGCUCCUGCUGCCGCCUCUGCGGCUGAUCACCACAGUGACUCUGAUAACUCCUCCUCCUCCUCAUUGGCUGGACCUGAUGCCUCUGGAGGACAGGAGCAAGCUGGAGAAGAUGGAGAGGAGUGCCCACGGAGACAGAGGAGACGUCAGCAACAUCAGUCCAGCUUCCUGGUGAAUGAGGACUCCGACUCAAGUGAGUUUUGGCUUGACCCCAUGCCCCGUCCCCGAUCCCCAAGCCCCAGGGAGAACUCCACACUCUCCAGCCCCAGCUCCUCUCCUUCACUCCCUGCAAGAGCCUCCAGUUCCUCCACAUCCACCUCCAGCUCCAGCAGUGACGACGAGGAGCGACGCAGCGCUGUCAGGCGCCAGAACGUCAUGAGGCGGUGUCGCAUGAACGUAGUCUCGAGAGCUGGGAACAGACCCGAGUCCAUACAGGCUCUGUUUUCAGCCAUCGACUCCUACGGUUACCCGUCGAUCUCAGUCGACGAUCUGGCUUCCUCAUCAUCAGAAGAGGAGCAGAACUCCCUCGAAAUCAAAACCCCAGCUUCUGGUUCCAGAGAGGAGGACAAAUGUCUGAGUCCAUCUGACUUUGUGUGCCCAAGCCCAGUAAUGUCUCCUGGAAGCGAAGACAACAAUGGGAGUGACAGAAAUGAGCAAGAAGGGCAUCCAGCUGCAUCGCCUCUGUUACUGGAAGCAUGCAGGACUGAGGGGGUGGAGCCUGCGCUCGGCAGCCCUGAAAACGGAGAGGCUAAUGAUAGCUCAACGGUUGCAGAUGGAAUUUCUCAAAGCCGACGUAGCCCAGGUGCAAAUGGACAACACAGACCCGUCACACCAGCCAAGCAGCAGGUCUCCUCAGAGUCAGAGGAAGAUACUGGAGCCAUACCUGAAGACUCCAGGCCACAGAGAGAGAAGGGCCUGGCACAGAGUGCUUUGAAGCGGACUCGUGUGGGAUCGGAUGAGGGCGAGUUGGACUUGUCACCCUCUGAAAAGAAGCUAAAGACGUAACAAAGUUUCUUAUCAUUUGUACAUAGACCUAAACUUAGGAAGUUAGGAAGUGGAUUUUCUAUGAGUCUUUACAACUAAGCUUUUUCAUUUCUGACUCAAAGUCAUGUAACACCUGACCUCACUGCUAAAGAACAGCUUCGAAGGACAGAGCGGUUCAUUUUUUUGUUGAAGAGUUAACAGACUGGACUGUAUCUUCAAUGUUUCUGUCAAAUUUACAGAUUACAUUAAGAUAUAACUAAGCUGCGUAUUGGUAAUAUUUGAGCGGCAUUUAUUUUUACGUAACGUCAGUGUUCCUUUAUCCCCCCUCAUGUUCUGUUGUAGAAAUGUCCGCCUGGAUCCGUAGUUCAGUUCAGCCCCUUAAUUACAAACAUUUCACGCUGAGCUUGUUCUGACUAGCUUUAUUGUCAUUAGGUGUUUCUGGUUUUACGCUGCUUCAGGAAGCCUGAAGAAUUGACUGACUAUUUCCGUUUGUAUAAUCUGUGCAUUGCUUUCUUUUUUCUGUUAUUAAUCUGCCCCCACCUACAGAUACAAUUCAUCUCAUCUGUGUUUUCUUGCAACUAAAGAAAUUCAUCUGUGACAAAACUUAAGUGUUUACUUAUAUUUACCGGUGAUUUUAAAUACGUAGAAAAUGAGUCAGUUUGAUGAAACAUUUAAGGGUAAUGCCAGCAUGGCCUCAGAGUCUCCAUGGCAACAUGAUGUAGACCCUCCAUGAUGGUAAUGGAAAGGUUGUUCAGCCUACUCUGCUGCAGUUUAGAAUGGUUCAAUAAGAAAUAUUCCCCAAAAAAUUUGCUAAAUGGUCACUUUUUUUUUGGUUUUGUUUUACAUGGUUCCUGCAGUUGAAAAAGUAUAAAAUAUGGAAAAAGAAAUGCACACCACCCUUACCAUACAUCGUUCUCAGUUGCUUUGUAAACAUGGAAGUUAAGGGUCACUUCAAUCAAAGGUUCUUAGGCUGGUUUAUGUCUAAAAGAUCCACAAAGCUGCUUUAUUGUCGGCUUCUCUUCGGCACCUACCGUCUAAGUCUUACGAAUUGGGUAAAGUUGUCUGUCUGGUUGGUUGGUGGCUGACAAAGAAUGAUUAUAUACACGCUGAGACACUUUUAUAAUGGUUCCUGGGUGGAGUUUACUUCAGAGACAAAACAACAGAUGAUGAGUUAGACCUUCUGAAGUACACAGGGAACAAUUUUCUCAUUGAAUCCAUUCAGUUGUGCAGCUCUUCACCUAGUCCAUCCAUUCAUUUUCAGCCUCUUAUCCAUCCAUCUAUAUCCAUCAAUCCAUCCUUUCUCC
Messenger RNA from Girardinichthys multiradiatus, 3891 nucleotides. It is a transcript of the gene dcaf5, whose product is annotated as ddb1 and cul4 associated factor 5. Gene Ontology annotation, cellular component: cytoplasm; Cul4-RING E3 ubiquitin ligase complex. Bases 236 to 2608 code for a protein of 790 amino acids. The record is from RefSeq and is a predicted model, not a curated record. The transcript is spliced from 9 exons. Gene Ontology annotation, molecular function: protein binding. Gene Ontology annotation, biological process: negative regulation of fatty acid biosynthetic process. Lineage: Eukaryota; Metazoa; Chordata; Actinopteri; Cyprinodontiformes; Goodeidae.